AUGAUCUGCUCUGAAAUAUUCCCACGCCAGACGGGGCUCAUGACAGACAGGUGGCGCUGCUUGUCUGCCUCUGAUGGGUCGUUGUGUCAGGAGGAACAGAAGUUUGUUCUGCGCUUGGGUUUUUACGCAGGCGCAGAUCACUGUGUUUGCCCAGUUUCGUUGGUUGACUUUUACCUGAGCGAGGUAGUCCAGUUUCGGUUUGCCGGUGUCACACACCACACCAACCACCAAGGGUCCGACCUGGGCCAGAGGUGUCAAGACUUUCCUUCUCCUUCCCUGGACUCGUGUGACUCGGGAGACCCCGCUGCGGAGCGUCGGACGGGAAUUCUCCGGGAUUUUCGAGUCGGUGCGCAACAGCGAGCAGAGCAGGAGGAGGCAGGUGCACGAGAGCGGACAGGACAGGGGGAGGAGGAGGUGGAGGAGGGCUGCUUGUAUUUCCGUAACACAGUCCUGUCGUCCACACCCGGCCGAAUGAGAGAUAAUCAACUGGUUGGCUCGUCUGCGAUCAAUCUGGGUUAG
Molecule: messenger RNA, 519 nt
Organism: Xyrichtys novacula (pearly razorfish)
Lineage: Eukaryota; Metazoa; Chordata; Actinopteri; Labriformes; Labridae
Source: the annotation of a GenBank genome assembly